CUGUUUGGUGUCAAUCUAAUGGAACAAAAUCAGAACAAGAACAAAGGAGUUGCUGCAGAUUGCAAUACUAGUAGCGAUGACGUUGAGAGAUAUUUCAACUCGUUGCCUAUUGGGUAUCGGUUUGCUCCUAGUGAUGAUGAGCUGAUUCGUUAUUAUGUACUGAGAAAGAUCAGCAAUGAACCCUUGCCUCCUAAUAGGAUUCAUGUGGUUGAUUUAUAUAACUAUAGCCCUCAACAGCUUGCAGAAACCUAUAAACUGAAUAGAGAAAGAGAAAGCCAGUGGUAUUUUUUCACGAGUAGGGAGAAAAAGUACCCGAAUGGAUCUAGGCCGAAACGAAACGCAGGGGAAUUAGGAUAUUGGAAGGCUACAGGAACUGAUAAAGCAAUCCUAGACGGAAAAAAACCUCUGGGAUUUAGAAAGUCUUUGGACUAUUAUGAGGGGAGGCAGCGUGAUGGAACCAAAACCAACUGGAAGAUGCAUGAAUAUCUUCUUCAUCGAAGCCUUGUUCCUUCAGGCGCUACGGCCAGAGGCAUGCAAUAACCCACUGCAGCCUAAGCAGGUAUUCAUCAUUUUUUUUCCUAUAAAAAAUUUAUUAUUUAGUUAAUUUCAUUAGUUUGUCCAUCAUUUAACCUUUUAUUAUUUGUUAUCAGAAAACUCAUUAUUAGUAAAAAAAAUUUAUUAUUUAGUA
This is a messenger RNA of Manihot esculenta (cassava), 688 nucleotides long. RefSeq names its product NAC transcription factor 29. The transcript has 2 exons. Lineage: Eukaryota; Viridiplantae; Streptophyta; Magnoliopsida; Malpighiales; Euphorbiaceae. The record is from RefSeq and is a predicted model, not a curated record. Gene Ontology annotation, biological process: regulation of DNA-templated transcription. Gene Ontology annotation, molecular function: DNA binding. The coding region runs from base 19 to 540 and encodes 173 amino acids.